UGUAGUGGAAAAAGAACACAUCAAAAGAAUUCAAGAAAACAAGACACAUCUCUUAUAUACUAUCCAGCAGAAACACUCAGUUUGCUGUUCGGAACACAGAUUUCCUGAGAGUUCCUGUGUUCUUUGAGAAACAAUGGCGGUCUGGACUGUCUACCUGUCUCUCUGUCUUCUGGUAGCUUUGAAUGCUUCAGUGGAAACCCGUCCUGUUGAAAGUAAACAUUGUGGCGUCUGUAAGGAAGGAUGGUCUGCCUUUGGAUGCAGAUGCUUCAGGUUUUUCAGUUCCCAUUACACGUGGGCUGGAGCCGAGAAAUACUGUUUGUACUAUAAUGGGAACCUUGCUUCUGUACACAGCCAUGAGGAGUACAUGUUUAUACAGAAGCUGGUUAGACAGACAACUCAUGCCACAACACGUGCCUGGAUCGGAGGCAGUGAUGCUGCUGAGGAGGGAGUUUGGCUCUGGAGUGAUGGAACCCAAAUGAUCUAUCAAAUAUGGUCGCCUGGAAAUCCCAAUAAUUAUCUUGGAAAAGAGCACUGCCUUGAGAUGAACUAUGGCAAUGGCAACUGGAAUGAUGGCAACUGUUCUGUAAAGAAGCCCUUUGUGUGUGCGAAAUGAACCAGCAUGUGAAGAAUCAGUGUAGAAGAAACAAGCUACUUUGAUUCAUUUCCAUUAGAAAUGUUCAAUGGAGGCUAAUAAAUGUUAAAGGUUACUUUUUUUUUUUUUUUUUUUGUGAAAGAAGUUAAACAUCAUUUUAUAAUCAUCACUCAACGGUCUCUCUUUUCACACAAACACAACUUAGUAAAUGGCUACCAACAGUAAAACAACAACCACAAACAAAAAAACAUGCAGAUUAGAAAUAAAUAAUUAAUUAAAAAAGUAAAAUGAUUACGUGAAAAAGUUAUAUUAAUGGCACUCUUAUUUUGUGUCUCACCACCAGAUCAUUAUCCUGUACCUUCAUUAAGUGUCAAGCAUUUACCCCACUUUCUCCUAAACCAAAUAGUCUAUAUGAUAUUUUUUCAUAUGCUGCAACUUUCCCCAAUUCUGUAACAGGGGCGGAGCUAUGAUUGACAGC
Ctenopharyngodon idella (grass carp) is the source of this 1070-nucleotide messenger RNA. RefSeq names its product galactose-specific lectin nattectin-like. The record is from RefSeq and is a predicted model, not a curated record. The transcript is spliced from 7 exons. Bases 134 to 613 code for a protein of 159 amino acids. Gene Ontology annotation, molecular function: signaling receptor activity. NCBI's taxonomy places the organism in Eukaryota, Metazoa, Chordata, Actinopteri, Cypriniformes, Xenocyprididae.